Erpetoichthys calabaricus (reedfish) is the source of this 3061-nucleotide messenger RNA. RefSeq names its product E3 ubiquitin/ISG15 ligase TRIM25-like. Gene Ontology annotation, molecular function: zinc ion binding. NCBI's taxonomy places the organism in Eukaryota, Metazoa, Chordata, Cladistia, Polypteriformes, Polypteridae. The transcript is spliced from 5 exons. The record is from RefSeq and is a predicted model, not a curated record. The coding region runs from base 72 to 1223 and encodes 383 amino acids.
UUCACUUCUUCACAAGUCACUUCCUUGUUUACCCGACUGACUCUCCCUGCCUGCUUCUCCUAAGACUGACGAUGGCUGAAGACCAGCAGUUUGGAUUUGAAGAGGAGUUCACCUGCUCGGUGUGUCUGGAGAUCCUCCGUGACCCCGUCUCAAUCCCCUGUGGACACAAUUUUUGUCUGACGUGCCUCAAAGGCUACUGGGAUAUGAGCCGAGUGUGCAGCUGUCCUCAGUGCAGAAGAACCUUUGCUCCAAGGCCUGAAUUGAGCAGAAACACCGUACUGAAUGAAGCCAUCAAGAAACUGAAGACGACUGGAUUCGGUUCUCCUCGAUCUCGGAAUUAUGGCAGCUCCAGAGACGUGACGUGUGAUGCCUGUACCGGGAAGAAGUUCAGAGCCGUGAAGUCUUGUUUGACCUGCAUGGCCUCUUUCUGUCAGAGACACCUGCAGCCUCACUUUGAAGGAGACGCCCUGAAGCACCACAAGCUGGUUGACUCGGAUCGAAACCUGAAGGAGAAACUCUGUGCCAAACAUCAGAGAAGUCUGGAAAUAUUUUGUAAAACGGAUGAGACGUGCAUCUGCACCAUGUGUGUGGUGACUAAACAUAGUGGCCAUAAAAUGGUCGAGUUGGAGACAGAAAGAGGGCAAAAACAGAAACAGCUGGGGGCGACGAUGAGUGAAAUCAGGAGGAGACUCCAGGAGAAAAAGAAGACGCUGAAAGAGAUAAGGAGGGCGGUGAAGCAGAUGAAGAUAUCUGUGGAUAAAGAAGUAGAGGAAAAUGAGAAGAGCUUCAUUGAUCUAAUCCAUUGCAUUGAGGAAGCCCACAGGAAACUGACAGAGAGGAUCAGAGAACAUGAAAAGAGAGAAAUGGAGAAGGCCGAAGGAGUCACGGAGCAACUGGAAACAGAGAUUGAGGAGCUGAAGAGGAGAGACGCUGAGCUGAAGGAGCUUUCAGAGACCAAGGACCACGUCCAAUUCCUACAGAACUUCUCGUCUCUCUGUGUCCUUCCUACUGAUGGAGACUCGCUCAUCACCACUGUCACUACUGAUUUCUCCUCUGAGGAACUGAGAAAGGAAUUAUCUUGUCUGAAAAAGAGUCUGGAGAAGAUCGGCCAGUGGGACAUCAUGCCACUGAGUCUAUCAGGUCACGAAGCUUCCGUUUUCAUCCUCCAGCCUCCUGAACCUCAGAGCCGAGAGGAGUUUUUACAAUGUGAGUUUGUGGUUUGAUGGAAUGGAUCAUCAGAACAGAAACCAUUCCUCUUUUAAUAUCCCAGGCUCAUAGUAAGAAAGUGUAACCAUCAGAAAGAGCAGUGUGAGGGAAAAGAUGACAAUGACACCGGUCCUGUCACUGGGACAUUACAGGAGAGAGAGAGAUGGAAUCAGGGAAUCACCAAAGCAGUUUGCUGGAUCAGAGCCUCUUUAUUAUCAAGUGAACACACAGGAUAUAAAAAAAAGCAGCAAAUGAAAAUCCUGCCGACUACACCAGGUCCACCUGUCACACACAUUCAACCUCCAUUAUUGUUUUUUAAUUUAAUUUUGUCACAUUUUUCGCUGUGCUUGCUAUUGUUUUCUCUUUCUCUUUUCCAGUCUCCAGCAUUUUUGAAUUUCUGUUUUCCUCAUUGCCUUUUAAUUAUAUUAAUUAUAAUAAUAAUUUAUUUAUUUAGCACAUAUAAUGCAUUCACUUCCCAGCUCCUCCCUGCGUAGAGUUUGCAAGUUCUCCCCGUGUCUGCGUGGGUUUCCUCCCACAGUCCAAACACAUGCAGGUUAGGUGCAUUGGCAAUCCUAAAUUGUCCCUAGUGUGUGUUUAGUGUGUGUUUGUGUGUGUGCCCAGCGGUGGGCUGACGCCCUGUCCGGGGUUCGUUUCCUGCCUCGCACCCUGUGUUGGCUGGGAUUGGCUUCAGCAGACCCCCGUGACCCUGUAGUUGGGAUAUAGUGGGUUGGAUAAUGGAUGGAUGGAUAGCACAUUUAAUGUAUUUGCUUCCCUGGUCCUCCCUGAGUGGAGUUUGGUUGUUCUCCCCGUGUCUGCGUGGGUUUCCUCCGGGCGCUCCGGUUUCCUCCCACAGUCCAAAGACAUGCAGGUUAGGUGGAUUGCGAUUCUAAAUUGGCCCUAGUGUGUGCUUGGUGUGUGUGUGUGUUCCCUGCCUGGGGUUUGUUUCCUGCCUUGUGCCCUGUGUUGGCUGGGAUUGGCUCCAGCAGGCCCCCAUGACCCUGUAGUUAGGAUAUAGCAGGUUGGAUAAUGGAUGGGGGCGGCACGGUGGCGCAGUGGGUAGCGCUGCUGCCUCGCAGUUGGGAGAUUUGGGGACCUGGGUUCGCUUCCCGGGUCCUCCCUGCGUGGAGUUUGCAUGUUCUCCCCGUGUCUGCGUGGGUUUCCUCCGGGCGCUCCGGUUUCCUCCCACAGUCCAAAGACAUGCAGGUUAGGUGGAUUGGUGAUUCUAAAUUGUCCCUAGUGUGUGCUUGGUGAGUGUGUGUGUGUGUGCGCACCCUCCGGUGGGCUGGCACUCUGCGCCCAGGAUUUGUUUCCUGCCUUGCGCCCCGUGUUGUGUAAGAGUUACAUUUGAACCCUGCUCUAUGUGUGCACCUGGCAUGUGUCUGAGUCUCAUAUCCUUCUGAGCUUAAGCUUAAAAGCUGACACUGUUAUUUUUAUUCACUAUGAUAAAAUGUGUUUCCUGUUUUGUACCAAGCUGGAUCAUAAUAUCUUUAUAUAUAUAUAUAUAUAGGCCAUUGUUCUUUUUUCCUGUUUCUUAAGCGUUCACACAGCUCCCAAAAAAUAAAAAUGAAAAACAUACAUCCAAAAAGUCACAUACAUCCUAAACAAACAGGACUAUCAAUCAAAUUGUGGUCAUCUAAGGUUUCAAAAUCUGCCACGUCCUGUUAGCGACUAGGUGUAACCAAUCAUGUUAAAAGUUUUCUGAAUUUGUGAUGAAUUUUAAAGAAUAGUGACCUAAUCACUGAAUUGUAUAAAUAGAGCCUGAGGACAUUUUUUUCUUUGUAGCAAUGUUACUAACAUGUGGGUAACACUUGUUACCUCUUCGGAGAUUUAGAUAAAGAAUAACGAUUGACGCUUU